Molecule: messenger RNA, 2753 nt
Organism: Fragaria vesca subsp. vesca
Lineage: Eukaryota; Viridiplantae; Streptophyta; Magnoliopsida; Rosales; Rosaceae
Exons: 10
Coding region: 246-2366 (706 amino acids)
Biological process (GO): protein transport
Molecular function (GO): phosphatidylinositol binding
Source: RefSeq, a predicted model, not a curated record
CAAAAAGAGAGAGAGAGAGAGAGAGAGAGAAGACGAAGACGAUUAAUCGGCGCAGGCGACACGCAACCCUUUCCCGGCUCCGAUUAGCCACGUCGUGCGCCAUACGGUGGCCACCUGUUCGGGUCUCUCUAUAUGACCGAUUCGCCUCGGCCGGGUCGCCCGAUCCGAUCACCAAAACCCUAGCUCUGACGAUGAUCGAUUUCGAUUGUUAGAUAGAGAAUUGUAGAGAGAAAGAUCGGAGAAGAAUGCAGCAGAGACGGAGUCCUCCGAAGCACAGACACGAUGGGACUUCGCCGCUGCCGCUUGGGAUGGAUUGGAGUCCUCCGCCGCGGAAAUGGAACGGGCGGGAGACAGUUUGGCCGCACGAUCCUCACACAGGAUGGAGUUAUUGUGUCAUCAUUCCGUCCUGGGUUGUUCUUCCCAAAUCAAGAAACUCAGACCCCGUCGUGUUCUACAGGAUUCAGGUGGGACUGCAAUCACCUGAAGGUAUUACAACUACAAGUGGAGUGCUAAGAAGAUUUAAUGAUUUUCUGAAGUUAUUUAACGAUCUUAAAAAGGCAUUUCCCAAGAAGAAUCUCCCAACAACUCCACCCAAGGGACUCCUGCGGAUGAAGAGUCAGGAACUGUUGGAAGAGAGAAGGUGCUCUUUGGAGGCCUGGAUGACAAAACUGCUAUCUGAUAUAGAUAUAUCAAGAAGCGUUGCAGUGGCAUCCUUUCUUGAAUUAGAAUCUGCUGCUAGGUCCUCAUUCCAAGACACAAGCCAACACACUUCAGAAGUGAAUUCACUAUCGCCUUCCCAUCCGACCUUACCUGCCGUCUUUGGUAGCUCGUCCAUUACAUCAGAUUAUGGAAGUGAUACUGCUUAUGAGACAUCUGACCUGGGAACACCAAGACUAGGAAUGGAUGAUAGUUCAGAAUUGGGUAUCGAGGAUCUGGCAUUAGAUGAAGAUCUAACAAGCCCAAUAGAAAAGCUUGUGAAGUUUGGCAUGACCAAUAUUGAUGAGGGACUGUUUCUGGGGCAGACUAUACUAGAGCAAUUGGAAGGCCUUCCUAAACAUAAAAUGCAUGGGAGACAUGUCAAUAAUGUUACAGGGAAGGACCUGCAUAAUGGAAAUGCUUCUAAAUCUUCAAUACUAGCUCGUAAUGGAAUGGAACUUUUCUCCCAGUCAGAGCAUAGUAAAGUAUUUAGUCACGCUCGCAAGCUUUCAGAUGAAAGUGUGGGAAGUGAUGUAAGUUCUCUAAAAGGUAGUGAAAUGUCUCACUCUGGGGUUCCAAAUUCAAUUGGUAAUGGCACCCUUGACCUUCUUGGAGGUUCUGAUGUUUCAAGGAUCAUGGAAAUGCUUGGCAGUACAGAAUUGCAAACCUCUGGCAGCACUCAAGUAGUUCUUCCAUUGGAUCAGCGUCCUAAACUGAACAGGUUUAUGUUGACCAUGCAGCAAAGACUAGUCACAGCUAAAACAGACAUGGAAGAUCUUAUAGCUAGAUUAAAUCAAGAAAUAGCGGUCAAAGAUUACCUCGCAACAAAGGUCAAGGAUUUGGAAGUGGAACUUGAAACUACUAGACAAAAGAGUAAGGAAAACCUUCAGCAAGCUAUUUUGGUUGAAAGGGAAAGGUUUACCAAAAUGCAGUGGGAUAUGGAGGAACUUCGUCGGAAGUCAUUGGAAAUGGAGUUGAAGUUGAAGUCUGAACAGGAUAAGACAUCAUGUCCAGAGGCAACACUAGAUUCCACUAUUCAGGAGAAGGACAUAUCUCAAUCAGAGUUAGAUUCUUCUAAGGAGCAGCUUGAGAAAUUGUCAAAGCGAUAUGAAGAGCUAGAAGCAAAAUCAAAAGCAGAUAUUAAAGUUCUUAUUAAAGAAGUCAAAUCCUUGCGUAGUUCCCAAGCAGAACUCAAGCACGAGCUUAGUAAAUCUCUGAAGGAUAAAUCUGAAUCUGAGAAACUUCUCCAACAGGAACAACAGAGGAGCAAACAGGUAGAAACUGCUAGGGAGAAAUUGUUACAUGAAUGCAAGAUGCUUCACAAACAGCUUCAGGAGUGCAAUACCAAUUUUCCUUCUGAAGGUGAAGGUGACUUCAAUUUGGGUUCAUCCUCGAUACAAGAGGCUUCCGAUUUGUUGACAACAUCAGACAACCGAAUAAACCACCUACUUUCAGAGGCACAACUCUUGGAACAAGACAACAGAGAUGUUUCUGAAGUUGGUGUUACAGAUGAUAUAAGGACCAUAGAUGAUGAGUUGAGGAAGAUGCUCGUAGACAUUUUUACUGAGAACGCGAGCUUGCGGAAACAGGUGAAUUCCGUUAUACGACACACUCUCAAAUUGGACAUCCAGUGUAAGAAAGAUGAUAUCCCAAAUGAAAAACUUGACUAGUGUAAGUAGAGAGAUGUAGGGAUGAAUUUUGUAAAUUUUCAGUUUUUCUUCUAAAGAAUAAUUCGGCCCAGUGGAUCAUCUGCUGUUUCAUAUAGUUCUCAUUAAACACGACCAUGUAAGCUUGUCACAUAUAUAUACAAGUCUUGAGAAAAUUAAUGAAAUCUCUGUUUUAGCGCACUGUUGUAAACUUGUAAUACACUAAAUCACUAAUACUUGUAUACUUCCAUUCUUUAAUUUGCCUCUGAAAAUUAGAUAAGAUCGAAAGCUAGUUUCAUUUUCUUGUCAAUAGGUCUGUUUCCAAACAAAUUAAUUUUAACAAUUAAUAAUGCAAGUACUUCGUACAGGGAUUUAGAAGAAGUUAAGCCCCCAGAGCAAAAAAAAAGUGUA